Molecule: messenger RNA, 4993 nt
Organism: Athalia rosae (coleseed sawfly)
Lineage: Eukaryota; Metazoa; Arthropoda; Insecta; Hymenoptera; Athaliidae
Product: obscurin-like
Exons: 10
Coding region: 2318-3253 (311 amino acids)
Biological process (GO): synapse organization
Cellular component (GO): neuron projection membrane
Source: RefSeq, a predicted model, not a curated record
UUUUUCAUAAUUUUCCGCCAUUUUUUUUUUUUAUUUGUGAAAUUAUUUAAUGUUACGCCAUUGAAAUCGCGCGAUCGUCCUUUCUUCGUGGGUCGACGCGGGAGGACGGUUGGCAUCGACAUCGCUCUUGAUUAUUUAAAAUUUUAUUGUUGAAAUAUUUUGUUAUAAACGCUGAAUUGUUGCAAAAUGUCGAUAUAAUACUCCUAUUAUCGAAUUGAAACCAUCGCAGACCCGAUUGCAGCGUCUGAGAAUAUUUCACAGUGAGCAAGCGAGAGCCGUAUGGAAAGGAUUGAAUCUACGAAGUAGCUUCUAGAUAGCAGUGAAUUUAGAAGAGAAAAUUGAAUUUUGGCAGAGCCGUCGACCCCACAGCUCUGACGUAUUUUUGAAAGUGAUAGUGUGUGGUGUGGUGCAGUGUGCAGAGACUUCAACGUGGAAGGAACUUUUUACAAUGCGUAGUGUGGUGCAGUGUGUAGAGACUUCAACGUAGAAGGAACUUUUUAUAACUAUUGGGAUACCGGAGAUGGAAAAAAUGGGACUUGCGAGGUAGCUGAGAUGGCAGUGAAUCCAGAAGAAGAAAAUCAACUUCGGCAGAGUCAGUGAGUCGCAUGCUUUGAUUUUGCUAUCUAUCUUUCAUCUAACUUUUCUAUCCUGUGGCAUGGCGGUACCAAUGUUCACCAUUGUUUGUGUCAUUUAUUAAUUUAAUGUAUAUUUCAAGCUCUUAAAAUAAUUUGUCAAUUCCUUAAAAAAUUAGAAGUUCGAUGUAUUUUAACAGUUAUUACUUGACGAAAAAAUUUAGUGAAAAUGUUGAUCUACUUCAUAUAUUAUUCUAACUGAUGAUUGCAGUAUUGUUUUAAUAAAAAUCAUGAUCAACAUAUUUUAAUAUUCCAUUCAUAACUUGAAAGUCGCUUCAAAAUUAGCAUUAUACUUUGGACAGGAUGUAUUAAUCCGUUCUUUCCCUACAGUGACACUCAACGAAGUAAGUUCCGAACCCCGUUGUAUGAUUGAUGCGUAUAGAGUGAGUGUGUUGGUGAGAAUGCGUUUCGUAAUUAAAUAUAGGUGGUAUAGGUAGGAUUGGGUAGGCCGGGUGUCGAAUGUGGGUUGAACUGAAUGUGCGCUAUUAUUAAUAAGAACCCGGAGUUGAGACUGACUUGCGAACGUUUGGCUCAACUCCGAGGUUUGAUCAGAUCGGUCCGUCGAGUUAUGGGGGUGAUUAAGAACAGGGGUAGGAAGGAGUCGCGAACGGAUAGGCAGGUAGUUUUUAAGCGCGUGCGUUUUUUCGUUUCACAGCGUCCUACAAUCGCACAGAUAUUUAGCACAAUUUGUUUUCAUUCAUAUCAUUUGUUCCCAAUUUGUUCAGCAAUAAACUCAUCUCGAUGAGAUCCUUAUAAUUCUUGAAAAUCAAGUUUUUCCUCUUGUCUUUAAAAUAGAGAAUAAAGCCAAGCGAUUGUUCGACUGGGCAACACGCUCCCCCUCGUCUCUGUGCUAACGGGGAGUACAGGGUCGAGGAGGGAUGCUGCGCCUGAAGCCAUCGUAUUGAAGAGGAUCGCCGACCGCCAUGCCACCAAUUAUCUUUGUCUCUACUUUUUCCUUUUCCCUUUCUAUCUUUUUCAAUAAUUUUUUUUUUUUUUCAAUGCUCUUUUCUUAUCGCUUUACGCAUGUGUUUGGUAGUUGAGAGUCUCGCAGCUCGUUUGCAAUUAGAGCUCGGACUCGAAACUUUGUAUUAUCCGUUGACACGUACUCAUAUCAUAUUGCCAAAUGUUUCAGGACUUCCAGUGAGAGGAUUUAGCCUACCAGAGAUCUCCAAUUAGAAAAUACUUAUUCCCACGAAUAUCUAAAAUUAAUCUGAUCUGCUGUGUGUUGCAGGUCUCCCAGUGAGCGGGGUCUUUUGUCGGUAAAGUCCUCGGAUAAGUCGAAUUUUUUCCCUCAUUAUUAAUUCCUUACUAAUCUGAUCUGCUGUGGGUUUCAGGUCACCGCAGAUAGCGAGGUGUUCCUUUGCGAACACCUCGGGAGGCAUGGAUAUUUGUAGAGCAGUGUUUCUGUUGUAAUCGGAAAUACCGAAAUGUUCCAGGGCUUCGAACUGAUCGAACAGUCUCUUACUAAUUUAGUAAGACGAUUGGAACGACGAUGGAAGAUCUGCUACAGAAGCUGAUGACCAACCGCCAAUGCUGUAGAACGCAGUAACUACAUAUAGAGGGGUGGAAGUGACAAAGUUAGAGAGAAAAAAUCCUUAAAGACAGAAAAAAAGGAUCUUGCACUCUUCAGACGUGUGCGGGGGACAUUUCAGUGAUAGAAAAUGAGCUGAAAACUGGAAAUAACAAUGAUAAAAACAAGUCCCACGGCCUCAUCGGCCGUUUUUCUAUUCAAUCUUCUAUUUCUGCACACUCUCAACGCAGCAUCUGUGCCAAUUGUCAAACCUUAUCCGAGGCUUGAAGACCUUCCGAAAAAUUUAUGGCACGAACUGAGCUCUCCCUUCACCGAGGUAUACGAAGAGGAGAGUAUUGCUACGGAAAUAGGCGCCACUCCAGAACCCCGCCCAUUUUUCGAAGAUGCUGACAGCAACAUAACCGCUCAGUUGGGUACAAAUGUUCACAUGCAUUGCAGAGUUCACGAUUUGAGAGACGGAACGGUCUCAUGGGUACGAAAACGUGGCGAGGAAUUGCACCUCUUAACUUUCAAGACAUUCACUUAUUCGAACGACGCUCGAUUGUCGCUCGAUUAUCAGGCUCCUAAUGACUGGAGACUUCUUCUUCGUUAUGUGACCGAACUUGACGCUGGAGUUUACGAAUGUCAAGUGACAGCGCAUCCGCCUCUGAUCAGGGUCGUUUAUCUCACCGUUUCCGUGCCGAAGGUGGAGAUAGUCGAUGAACGUGGAGCAACGGCGGGUGAUAAAUUUUACAAAGCCGGAAGUACGAUAGAGUUGAAAUGCGUGGUCAGUAAAGUUCCGCAUCCCUCGGGAUACGUCACUUGGCGACACGGCGCUCGCAUGUUAAACUACGAUACGACAAGAGGAGGGAUCAGCGUUAAAACUGACAUGGGGGCGGAAGGCGCAGUUUCGAGACUCUACAUAGCGAACGCCAAUAAAAAAGAUAGCGGCAACUACAGCUGUUCGUUAGCCGACGUGGCUGCGACGACCGUUUCCGUACACGUGUUGAACGGUGAAAAUCCGGCGGCCAUGCAGCACGGAGGAAGCGCUGGACUUCGUUCAGCCUUUGCCCUGAUCAUCGCGCUUUCCAUAACGUCACUUUUGAGGUGACCACGUGGCCCGGGAAUAUUAAUUAACUAUAAUAAUUAUUACAAUUAAUUUUACGGUAUGUUAUUUUAAUAUAAUGGUGCUAAACCUACACUUUUAAUUAUAAAAAUUGUGCAAGAUAAAAACUGAAGAAGAUAAAUAAAAAAUAUUUCAGCGACGACACGGUCCUGAAAUCGUUAUGACGACGACGACGACGGUGAUGAUGAUGAUGAUGAUGAAGAUGAAGACGAAGUGCGAGGCAAGUUUCAGGUAAUUUGCACACAAUAACUCUAACGUUAAUAAUAACAAUAACUAAGUAAAUAAUAAUCCACGCGACGGUUGAUGCACGUUGAGUAAAAGAAAAUUGAAAAAUAUGAAAAAUUUUGUACAAAGCUUAUAAUAAAACGUAAACCCCGUUGCAACGCGAGGAGAAAAAAGAAUUAUUAAACGUAAAAAGCGGAGAAAGAAAUGGCUGGAGAAAAUAACUGUGGCGUAAUAAGAAAAAUAAAAUUAAACAAAACGCGAUGACUAUGGAGACAAUGCUCGAAUAGGGUGUAAUUAUUUUUCCCCUAGUUUUCUCAUCGUUAUACUCUUUAUGCGAAUAUAAAAAUAGACGUAUGUCGUACACCUUUGAUAUGGGUGUAAUAAAUUAUAUUGAAAUUAAUGAGGUAACGAUAUCGAGUAGCAGAUGCGAUGAGUGAGGAAGGUACGAUUCUUAAUAAUUGAUAUCUGCUAUCCUAGGGUGGGAAAAAAACACAUAUAAUUACGAUUGCAGAAAAAGAACAACAACUAUAACAACAGUAAUAAUAAUAUUCGUAAUAGUGAUGUUAUAACAAUCUGAUAACACAUAAUAAUUCUUAAUGAUCUCGAUAUCAGAGUUAUACUGUAUAAAAGCAAGAGAUCACGCGGUAUACUGAAAUUUCACGUGUAAUGAUAGAGAUUCCUAUAAAGAGAGGAGAAAAAAGAAAAAAGAGAAAAGAGUAAAAAGAAAUCGACGAACUUCAGCAAGUCCGUAUAAUAAUUAUUACACCGGUGUAGAUAACAUUUGGAUUGUUUUUUUUUUUUUUUUUCAAAUUUUUUAUUCACAGAUCGUAUAAAUGUACAGUACAUAUGAAAAAAUUCAUUAUGUUUGAUAAAAUUUACGAACUAGAUGUGUUUUAAAUUAUAUAUAAUAUAGAUAUAACUAUCGGUAAUCAUAGUAGUGUAAUUGUACAUUUCAUAUCGUUUGUAAGAACGGUCAAUAAUCUGAUAUCCAUCAAGUUAAACAAAAAAGAAAGAAAAAAAAAAAAUACAAACUGUUGUAAACUAUACAUAUAAUAUAUUAACCAUGUACAGUACCAUGCUUCGAAAUAUUCGUAGUUCUCGUUUCACGAGCGAGCCCGAGCUCUGCUGGAGUCGGUGUAGCCAGCAGCGUAGACGCUUUGUUAUGGGGCGUCACCUUGAGGGUCGUAGAUCAUAACAAGUCGCCUACCCCUGUGUCUAGGCCGAAUCCAGCGAAGCUCGGGCUCGUUCGCGAAACGAGAAAUACGAAUAUUUCGAAGCAUGCGUUGACCGCGACCCUUUUCACCAGAAUCGCACUGUGUAAUCAAAUAUAUAGUCUAAAAGUACGAAGUGAAAUAUUAACUCGAACCGUACAACUAUGAAUAAAUAAUUCGGUAAUUCAUUAGUUAAUUAAUUGAUCAAUCUACUAAUUGUCGGGCGAUAAUAACAAUAAUGAUAAUAAUAUUGAUAAUAACGAAAACGAUACAAAAAAAAAAAAAACAA